Molecule: messenger RNA, 1238 nt
Organism: Prosopis cineraria
Lineage: Eukaryota; Viridiplantae; Streptophyta; Magnoliopsida; Fabales; Fabaceae
Product: ras-related protein RABA1f-like
Exons: 2
Coding region: 265-918 (217 amino acids)
Cellular component (GO): endosome
Molecular function (GO): GTP binding; GTPase activity
Source: RefSeq, a predicted model, not a curated record
UCACGGAACUUCCAAUACCAACCGCAGAUAUCAAUUUCCGGAAGACCAAAUUGAGACUAUCUUCAACUCUCUCUCUCUCUCUCUCUCUCUCUCUCUCUACCCCCUUCCCGGUCCUUUUGAACUCUUAUUCGUUUCUCUCUUGCUUCCUGGUUUGCGUGAGUUAGCUACUGUGUUUGCGUGGCCGAUGCUUUUUGAGCUUCGCGUUUUGAUCCGAUUCUCAGACCCACUACCUUGCCUGGAAGCCUCCCCGAUCCGACACGAAUCAUGGCGGCUUACAGAGCUGACGAUGACUACGACUACCUCUUCAAAGUGGUCCUGAUCGGAGACUCAGGCGUCGGCAAAUCCAACCUCCUUUCUCGAUUCACUCGAAACGAGUUCAACCUCGAGUCUAAGUCCACUAUUGGGGUUGAAUUCGCUACUCGGAGUGUAAGGGUUGACGACAAGAUCGUUAAGGCCCAGAUUUGGGACACCGCUGGACAAGAAAGAUAUCGAGCAAUCACAAGCGCAUAUUACCGAGGAGCUGUUGGUGCUUUACUUGUUUAUGAUGUCACCAGACAUGUUACAUUUGAAAAUGUUGAGAGAUGGUUGAAGGAGUUGAGAGACCACACAGAUUCCAAUAUUGUAAUAAUGCUUGUUGGUAACAAAGCAGACCUGCGUCACCUGCGAGCGGUUUCAACUGAGGAUGCCAAAUCCUUCGCUGAAAAGGAAAACACUUUCUUUAUGGAGACAUCUGCCCUUGAAUCUAUGAAUGUUGAGAAUGCAUUCACUGAAGUCUUAACCCAAAUAUAUCAAGUGGUCAGUAGGAAAGCACUUGAAGCUGCGAAUGACCCUAUAGAAUUGCCUAAAGGACAAACAAUAAAUAUGGGGUCCAAGGAUGAUGUUUCUGCUGUUAAGAAAGUUGGCUGCUGCUCUGUCUAAAAAUGGCUGGUUAUCCCCGAGGCCAAUCAUGUUAUCUGUUCGUUUGUUUCCCUCCAAUUGCAAAUUUUUUGCCUAGCUACUGGUGGACUUUUCGCUGAACCAUUUUCUGUGUUUUUUAUUUUUUGGUUCCUUAAGUGUGUGAGGUUGAUAGGAGGUUUAACUGGAAAAAGUAUUUCUACGCACACAUUCCCCUUGUACUUGCUUUGUUUCUACUGUACUCGGUUGCACUAGUUUAGAAAGAAUCUAUGAUUUAGUUGAAUUUUGUAAUUGACAACCACUCUUGUUUAUGAAGGUGUAUGAUAGAUUAUUCAGUUUAUUAA